AUGCGCCUGUCAUCACUUGUUUGUCUGUCGCUCGCAUCUGCAGCCCUUGCAUACAACAAAGCUGCCGUGGAUGCCUUCAAGCGUCCUGCGAAGAAGAGAGCAGAGAUUAUCAAGAAGCACGGACACGCUGCUCAUCCUGCCUUGCCACAAAAAAGGUCACUCGAGGCACGUCAGUCGUCACGUUUCCUGAACAAUGCCACACAAAAGUUCGUGGUGAAUGGUUCGGCCAUUCCCGAUGUCAACUUUGACAUUGGUGAAUCAUAUGCUGGCCUGCUACCUAUCUCCGACAACCCAAAUGAAUCCCGUCAGUUAUACUUCUGGUUCGUUCCUUCGAUCAACCCAGCUGCUUCUGACGAGAUUACAAUUUGGUUCAACGGUGGCCCAGGAUGUAGCUCCUUGAGUGGUCUGCUGACUGAGAACGGACCUUUCCUCUGGCAAGCAGGGACAUUGGCUCCAACACCAAACUCGUACUCAUGGUCCAACCUGACCAACAUGCUAUGGGUCGAGCAGCCUGUCGGUGUUGGCUACUCACAGGGAAAUCCCAACAUUACAAAUGAGGUCGAGCUAGGACUGCAGUUCACCGGCUUCUACAAGCAAUUCGUCGACGCUUUUCAGGUCCAUGGUAGCAAGGUAUACCUCACUGGAGAAAGUUAUGCCGGCAUGUAUGUGCCGUAUAUUGCCGAUGCUUUUAUUACAGCCAACGACACCGACUAUUACAACUUGAGCGGUAUUGCAAUAAACGACCCUAUCAUAGGCGAUGCUACCAUUCAACAACAGGUCGUCAUAUUGCCAUUUGUGGAAUAUUGGUCCAACCUAUUCUACCUCAAUGAGACCUUCAUGAGUGACCUGCGUGACCUGAAUCAAUACUGCAAUUACACUCAAUACAUGGAGAAGUACUAUACCUUCCCGCCUCCGCAGGAAUCUUUCCCAGUCCUACCAGAUCCAUACGCAACGGAGAACGGAUGUUACCUCUUUGAUUACGUCCUGGAGGCAGCUAUAGCGGUCAAUCCGUGCUUCGAUCUUUACCACAUCACCGCCACCUGCCCAUUCGCCGUCAGUCAGCUAGGCAUUGUCAAUCCAGGCGACUACGAGCCACCGGGCGCACAAGUUUACUUCAACCGGACCGACGUACAGAAGGCCAUCAAUGCGCCAGUCGGAACAAAUUGGAUGCAAUGCACAGACAAAAACGUUUUCAAUUAUGGCUACGUUAACAACUAUACCAUCGGCGACACAUCACUUGGCCCAGCUCAAGAUGGUGUACUCCAACGAGUAGUUGAACACACCGGAAACGUCAUGAUAGGGUCCGGAAACCUCGACUUACUUCUCAACCCCAAUGGCACAGUCUUUGCUCUUCAGAACAUGACGUGGAACGGUGCCAAGGGAUUUCAGCAGGACCCUAUGAAAGCCAACCAGUUUUACGUGCCAUACCAUCCUGAGUACAACGGUGGUCGCCUGUCAGAAGCUGGCUACGUUGGAACUUGGGGAGAAGAGCGAGGUUUAUUGUUCUACACAGUACAGCUUUCUGGUCAUGAAUUGCCAGGUUAUGCCGCUGGUUCGGGCUAUAGGGUUCUGGAGAAGCUGCUCGGCAGAGUCUCCAACCUAGCAGAAGUGAGUGACUUUACAACUCAGCGUGGUGGUAACUACCAAGCCAUGGGAACCUCCUCGCUCAUUCCCAGUGCGAGUGCAGCUGAAAAGAACAUGCUGCCUGUAGGUGCUAUGGCGCAUCUUCAGCGGUGA
This is a messenger RNA of Lithohypha guttulata, 1737 nucleotides long. RefSeq lists its product as uncharacterized. The transcript has 3 exons. The record is from RefSeq and is a predicted model, not a curated record. Lineage: Eukaryota; Fungi; Ascomycota; Eurotiomycetes; Chaetothyriales; Trichomeriaceae. Gene Ontology annotation, biological process: proteolysis. The coding region runs from base 1 to 1737 and encodes 578 amino acids. Gene Ontology annotation, molecular function: serine-type carboxypeptidase activity.